Messenger RNA from Candidula unifasciata, 691 nucleotides. Lineage: Eukaryota; Metazoa; Mollusca; Gastropoda; Stylommatophora; Geomitridae. The record is from the annotation of a GenBank genome assembly.
AUGGCGGAAGAAAAGCAUGGGAAGACUUUGUUUGUUAGAAACAUACCAUAUUCUGCAACAAAUGAAUCGCUGGAAAAAGUAUUUUCUGACAUAGGACCGAUUAAAUCGUGUUUUGUUGUCAAAGACAAAGAUUCAGGAAAAUGCAGAGGAUUUGGUUAUGUAAAAUUUACUCUUUUAGAAGAUGCAGAAAAAGCACACAAUACAGUCAAGAAGAUUGAGGGCAGGAAUGUACAUAUUGUAUAUGCUAACAAGAAAGAGAAAAAAAAGAGGUUUGGCCAUCCACAAGGUGUUGAAAGUGAGCAGAAGGAUGGAGACAUCACACAGGAAAUCAAACAGGAAAAGAAUCAGCAGACUAAGAAGCAGAAGAAAGGCCCAGUACCUGUGAAGGGACAGAAACAAGCUCCCAAUCCUUUGAAUGAAGGAAAACGAGCUCGGCUGAUCAUUAGAAAUCUGUCUUUCCGGUGCACUAAGGAGGAACUCAUCAAGACAUUUGGAAACUAUGGAGAUGUAGUUGAUGUGCAUAUUCCAAAGAAAGAAUCAGGAAAGCGACUGGGAUUUGGAUUUGUUCAGUUUAAAAACAGAACGCAAGCAGGCAUGGCAGUCAAGGAGGUCAACGGCAGAGAUAUUUCUGGACGAGUUGUAGCUGUGGAUUGGGCAUUGCCAAAAGAUAAGUUCGAAGCCAAACUGGCAG